GCGUUAUGUGUCUGCCGAGCCCGCCCCUGUCGGUGGCACGUGACUGUGGCAGAGAGGAGGCCCGGGGCUGCCAGAGCAUAACCAGGACGCCCUGGGGCUCCCCUCUUGUUGGCCAUGAGUGUGCAGGCAUUCAGGUUGGUGUGCGCAUCUGGGAAGGAGCACCUUCCUGCUGGAAUACAGAUUGAGUGCUUGGAGUGCUCUGGGCAUGAUCUCUACAUUGGCACCAGUGAUGGCUGUCUUCACCAUCUGUUGCUGGUGGAAGAAAGUGGCACCGAGUCCGCUGGAAUACCUCUGGGUCAGCAGUCAGAUUAUUCUAACACUAAUUUUACUACCACGCGACAAAACCAGAGACAGCUAGGUGUGAAGAAGCCAAUAUGUGAGUUGAGAGCCGCCUCUGCCCUUGGCCGCUUACUUGUGCUGUGUGAUAAUACAAUUUCUUUGCUGUGCAGUGACUCUCUUGAGCCAGUACCGGGAACUAAGAUCAGGGGUGUUCUCAGCUUCACCCUGAAUGAGAAUCCAGUGAGCGGGGACCCCUUCAGUGUAGAGGUCUGCUUGAUCUCCUCCAAGAGACGUACCGUGCAGAUCUUCAGCGUGGGGCAGGAACGGGUACAGAUAGUUCGAGAAGUGGCUACGCCUGAACAGCCAUGUUGUCUUGCUGCUGAUGGAUAUUAUCUGUGCCUGGCACUCAGCAGCCGUUAUGUCAUCCUAAAUUAUAAUACAGGGCAUUGCCAGGAUCUCUUUCCCUACCCCAGCGAGCAGAAGAGACCAAUUAUUAAGAGGAUCAGCAGACAGGAGUUUCUGUUGGCAGGGCCUGGAGGCUUAGGGAUGUUUGCCACGGUAGCAGGGAUCUCCCAGCGUGCUCCAGUUCGUUGGUCUGAGAAUGUAAUUGGAGCUGCGGUGUCUUUCCCUUAUGUGCUGGCUCUAGAUGAAGAGUUUAUCACAGUGCACAGCAUGUUAGAUCAACAGCAGAAACAAAGCCUGCCCUUCAAAGAAGGAGUCAUUCUACAGGAUUUUGAAGGGCGGGUGAUUGUAGCAACUCCAAAUGGCGUGUAUGUUUUAAUUCCAUUACCUUUGGAAAAACAGAUACAGGAUCUACUAUCAAACCAGAGGGUAGAAGAAGCUCUCGUGCUAGCUAAAGGAGCUCGGCGCAAUAUUCCAAAGGAGAAAUUUCAGGUUAUGUACAGAAGAAUCCUGCAACAGGCUGGAUUUAUUCAGUUUGCCAAGCUUCAGUUUUUAGAAGCAAAAGAAUUAUUCAGAACUAGUCACCUAGAUAUCCGGGAGUUGAUUUCUCUCUACCCUCUCCUGAUGCCUUCAUCCUCGGGAUUUAUCCGCGCACAUCCUCCCCUGCACGAAUAUGCCGAUCUCAAUCAGCUCACCCGAGGAGACCAGGAGAAGGUGUCCAAAUGCAAACGUUUCCUCAUGUCUUAUUUAAGCGAAAUCCGCAGCACAGAGGUGGCUAAUGGUUACCAGCAGGAUGUGGACACGGCCUUGCUGAAACUUUAUGCAGAGGCAGAUCAUGAGAGCUUGCUGGAUCUGCUGGUGUCCGACAAUGCUUGUGAAGUGGGAGAUAGUGCAGCCUGGCUGGAAAAGCACAAAAAGUAUUUUGCACUUGGCCUCCUCUAUCACUAUAACGAGCAGGAUGCUGCUGCUCUUCAGGUCUGGGUUAGGAUAGUGAAUGGUGACCUAGAAGACAACACUCGGCCAGACCUGUUUGAGUAUGUGGUAGACUUUCUGACCUUCUCCAAAGACCAGCAGCUGGUGUGGCAGUAUGUGGAUUGGGUUUUGCAGAAAAGUGAGCAGAUCGGGGUCCAGAUCUUCACCAAACGUUCUUUAGAUGAACAGUUGCAGAACGGUUUCUGUCCAGAUACGAUUGUGAGCCAUCUGUGCAAGUACCGGCAGGCUUUGCUGCUCUACCUGGAACACUUGGUCAUGGAUAAGAUGAUCCAGAAGGAAAAGUAUCAUACACACCUUGCUGUGCUAUACCUGGAAGAAAUCUUAAGACUAAAGUCUAGGGACUCCUUGGGCCACAUUGAACUGGAGGAGCUACAUCGGAGAUUUCAGAAUCUUCUGCGGCAAUCAGACCUUUACCGGGUGCUCUUCCUCAUAGAUAAAAUCAAAGGCACAGAUUUGCAUAUGGAGCGAGCAAUAUUACACGGGAAACUAGAAGAGCAUGACCAAGCAUUGGAUAUCUUAGUUCACCAGUUAAAAGACUUUGCUGCUGCUGAGAGUUAUUGUGUGUGGAACUCUGAGGGCAGGGAUGCUCCUUAUCGCAAGAGACUUUUUCAGCUCCUUCUCUCCUCCUACCUCCGUCCCUCCACACCUGACAACACUUUGACGGUCGCUGCUGUAGACUUAUUAAAUAACCACCCCACAGAAUUCGAUGCUGCCAGUGUAUUGCAUUUGUUGCCAGAAGAAUGGUCUGUGCAGCUUCUCUCCCCAUUUCUAGCAGGGGCCAUGAGGGGGCAUGUUCAUGCUUUAAGGAUGUCACAGGUGGCAGUAGGAUUAGCAAGGACAGAGAACAUCAUCUAUAAAAAGGAGAAGUUAAACUUGAAGGAAAAGCCAAUAAUUCUGUCAGAGAAGAAGUUUUGCCAUGUGUGCCGGAAGCCAUUCCAAGAGCCGGUAUUUGCCAGACAGCCCAACGGUCAUAUCGUUCAUACCCACUGUGCUACCAACCAGCAUGUCAACAGCAGCAUUGACCAUGUGCCCAGUCAAAGCAAACGAACAUGAAUUAAAGUGAUGAAGAAUAUCAGUGAUUACAGUAGCCUCCCCGCUGCAGACAGCGAUGGAACAGGGAGACUGGAGGCUUCAGCGCAAUGUAAUGUGAAAAUAAUGCACUUAUCUGCGGACCUGGAGACCAAUGAUAACAGCAGUUUGACUCUGCAGGACUUGGCAAUGAAGGAUACUGGCUAUAUCUGUCCUUGCACAGCUACUUUAACAAUGGAGGAAUCAUGUGUCAGUUCUUAACUGAGCUAUUUGCAUUUUUAAAAGAUAUUUGCACUGAAGAUAUUUUGCAUAUACUUUAAUGGGCUGGAUAAAGAAACAUGGACUGUAGGAGACAAGAUAUGGAGAAUGUGUCUGUCUUCUCAGCUACUACGGCAGUCAUUGUGAAAGUAUAUAGUGUGGGUCUAUUCAAUCAUGUAUUUUUUAUGUAUUGCACAUUCUACCAAUCUCACGUUCAUAGUAAGCAUUCCAGUCACAUAGAAGGUGAUCCUUUUUCUAAGAACAGAAAACUGGCUGCACCACAGACUCUUCCACAUGUAGUCCUGAGAA
Molecule: messenger RNA, 3270 nt
Organism: Nanorana parkeri
Lineage: Eukaryota; Metazoa; Chordata; Amphibia; Anura; Dicroglossidae
Gene: TGFBRAP1
Product: transforming growth factor beta receptor associated protein 1
Exons: 12
Coding region: 115-2727 (870 amino acids)
Biological process (GO): intracellular protein transport; endosomal vesicle fusion; vesicle-mediated transport
Cellular component (GO): cytoplasm; membrane
Source: RefSeq, a predicted model, not a curated record